Molecule: messenger RNA, 1951 nt
Organism: Daktulosphaira vitifoliae (grape phylloxera)
Lineage: Eukaryota; Metazoa; Arthropoda; Insecta; Hemiptera; Phylloxeridae
Exons: 4
Coding region: 951-1712 (253 amino acids)
Source: RefSeq, a predicted model, not a curated record
UAAAUUAAACUUUUUAUGGAAUCAUAAGACAACAUUUACUUUGUUAUUAAAAAACCUUGCUAAUGGCAUCCAUUAAGCUAGGCCUAAAAUUCAGCGAUCACCUCUAUAAUUUAUAACUGUAAUUCAUAUGCACAGCGACAGUUGGGCAACUUGAAACAUUUUACUCGAAAAUAUUUUUCUUACCUAUGGAUAACUUGUAUAUAAAGUAACUUAAAAACACACAUCAAUCAUUCGAAUGUUAAAGUGCACGUUACAUGUUAAUUAAUCUUACAUUGUUCUUAACUUUAAACUUACAGUACAUCAGUUUCAUAGGUUUUACUUGAAAAAUACAUAUUUAUCAUUCUGUUAAUAUUUUCACACCAAGUAAAAUAGUAAUCGAUAUUUAUGAAAGAUAUUUCAAAAUUAACUGUUGGUUAAUUUUCAAAAAAAUUAACGUUUAACAAACUUUUUGCGGCCCAUUCUUCGAUGUAUUAUAACAAUUGAUUGAUGGACAUUUUCCGAGUAAUUGAUUACCGAAAAUUAUAACUAAUAUUAUAAAGGGUCAGUCUAUAAUAUUGAAAACAAGCAUACAUACCAACAUGCAAACUAGUAAUACAAGUUAUGAGAUGUAAAUACGGUAAUAACUGACAAUAUGGAAUAAGUGUAACAAAUUUUAAGGUAGCGCUACGUAAGAAGAAAUGAUACAUCAACUUGACUUGUUACAUUCGUAAACAAGAUCUGUUCCAAGAGUCAUUCACUCAAAAACAUCAAAUAUUGAAGAAUACGAACAUUUAAGCGUAUACACAUUUAUAAUAGAAGAGAUUAAUAUAUUUUACUCUUCUGCAAAGGUUUACCCUAACACAUUUGUGCUCUAUCAUCGUUAAGGAUCAUCAACUGCUAAAUAAUUCGACUCGACUUUUGUUUUGACAUGAACUUCAUGUCAUGAAGUAAGAAACCUUAACAAUGGAACGAUGAAAAAUCUAUUAGAGAAUAGCUACAUAACAUUAAAAGAAAUAAUUAAUUCCGAAAUGUUGUACAAUUAUUUUGUUAUAAUGGAGCCUGCUUUUGAUGAUUGUACGGGAAUAUCGAAUAUUACCGUAGGAGAAUUGAUACAAAGUGCGGUCAAAUUUGGCGAUUUAGAUUCAGUACGAAUAGCGUAUACAGCUUUUUAUAAUGUAUCUCUAUUUAGAUACCAUAAACAAAUGUAUGUAUUAACGACUUAUAGUUAUAAAAUAUUAGAAGUGAUAAAGGCUCAGCCAAUGAUUGAAAUAAUACAAAAUGACGUUUUCAACUCUCAAAAUGUCGAAAACAUGUUAUUAAAAAACAUUAGGAGUAUUCAACAUUUGAUCGAUGAGAGCUUCAAAUCAAGGUUCAAUAAUUUACCAUCAACUGUUGAAUUCAUUAGUAAAAAAUUAAUGCUUGAAAUAUUAGGAAAUCAUAAUUUAGAUACUCACACAGAACUUUUAAAACAAUUAUCAGAAUUAUGCCAAAGGGAAGUUGAAAAAUACUGUUUGAGAAAUCGUGAAAAUAAUAAAAAAUCUAUUGACGAAUCUAUUGAUACAUUUAUUGACUAUAGUAAAGUAUACGAAAUAACAGGACAAUCAGAUUUGUCAAACAUUUUCAUAAAUAACAAAUUGUCAUUUGAUUGUAUAGUACAAGAACUAUUGAGUCAAUUUGAGACAAUAUCUAAAGAAUACGCUGUAAAAAGGCUACCCGACGUUCACUGUUAUUAAGACAAGCACAAACGUAUGUCUUCAAAUAGUUAAUCUUUAUCAUUAAAUCUUUCUAUUAUUACUAUCGAUACAAAAUAUAAUUUAAUUGAGUUUAUAAAUAUUUUUAUGAGAAGUGUAAAUAAAAAACUACAAAUGGUAGUUUUUUUAUGAUUACUUUCUUACUAUUAUUGUUAAUCAAUGUAAAGAAACAUUUAUUAUUUUAUGAGAAAUGAAAAUUAAAUCAUGUUUUUAUUUAUUAA